Molecule: messenger RNA, 999 nt
Organism: Talaromyces atroroseus
Lineage: Eukaryota; Fungi; Ascomycota; Eurotiomycetes; Eurotiales; Trichocomaceae
Exons: 3
Coding region: 1-999 (332 amino acids)
Molecular function (GO): S-adenosylmethionine-dependent methyltransferase activity
Source: RefSeq, a predicted model, not a curated record
AUGCCGACUGCGCAAUCUGACCCAACGUUCACCAACUACACACGCUCUCAAGCCCAAGGCUAUCUAAAAAACCGUUUAUCAUAUCCCAAGAAGCUUUAUGAGACAAUUAUCAACUUCCACACCAGCACCGGCGGCCAGCUAGAUGUCCUCGCGGACAUCGGCUGUGGCCCCGGGCGCGCAACACGCGAUUUGGCAUCCGCAUUCGACUAUGCCAUAGGGUUGGACCCCGGCGCCGAAAUGAUUCAUGCUGCGUCUAAUGCAAGCCAAUUAGACGAAGGUAGCAAUAAUAUGACUCGCACUGGCCGUUCGGUAGUCUUUGCCGUCUGCGGCGCUGAGAAAUGCGCUCAAGGAGUCAUAGAUGCUCUGUCGGCGUCUGGAAGUAGUGUUACUGGGGAAAAGAGCGUUGAUUUGCUGACAGCUGCCAUGGCGGCUCAUUGGUUCUCAAUGCCUGACUUCUGGGCCGAAGCAGCCCGACUAGUGAAGCCGCAAGGCACCGUUGCUCUAUGGACAUGUUCAUCACUAUACUGUCACCCUUCAACCCCCAACGCGGCUGCGGUACAAAAAGCUCUGUUCCGUUUGGAGCGAGAAGUCUUAGCUCCAUACGAACUUCCUCCCAAUCGUCUAUCCCGCGAUAUGUAUGACAACCUCGUUCUUCCAUGGCAUCUUGCCGAUGACGGGAAUAGCCUCGCGUCGGCAUUUCCAGAGUCAGACUUUGUACGCCAGGAAUGGGAUCGCAAUGGCAUUCUAAGCAAUGGUCAAGAAUUCUUCCUGGCUGAUAAGGAUGAUUCUAAAGGCGAGACAACACUGGAUAGUCUAGAGGCAAGCUUGGGUACAGCUAGCAUGGUGACUCGUUGGAGGGAAGCGCAUACUGAUCUUGCGGGGACAGACAAGGAUUGCGUGAAGGAGAUGGCGGAUGAGAUUAGAAUAGCAAUCGGUGAGCAGAACCCGAGAUUCAAGGUUGGGAAUUCGGUUACAUUGUUGCUUUUCAAAAGAAAGUGA